GUUGGCGUAUUAGACCACUCCUCCUGUUUUGUGGAGGGGUUGCCAGAUGGAGCAGUACAAAUAAUCAGACACUUCUCCUGCGAGCACCAGACUUGUAGUCUCCCUCGGGGCCCUUUCGACAGACAACAGCCAACAGGCAUGCAUGCAACAGUUUGGAGCAAAGGUAUGUAUUCUUCCAACAACAUUUGCCUCGACAGCUGCCCUGCAGAGCAUCUCUCCUCUUUUCAACUUGACUCCAUGCCGUCAAAUUCAGAAGUGUCAGGCGCUUCUGUGACUUUACACAAAGACAGCGAUAACAUAAAAAGGCUAUCAGAGAGUGCUUAUUAUAGCAGCAGUGAUGCUGGUUCUAGUUUUAUCUGUUCCAGUCAGCUGGAGCUCAACCCCUCCAGAGACAAUGAACAUUUAUCCACCAGAAGAAAAAAAAUCAACAUCCAACAUCCAACACUUGCAUCCAGUUCUUGUGGUAACCACGACUGGAACUUAAACAGUGGCCAUCGAGCAAAGCGUGCCAGAGUAGAAAAUAUCAUCAAAGGCAUGACCAGCUCUCCUGGUAUGCGCUGCACGGAUGUGACGAGAAAUCAGCAGGAGGAAUCAGACGUCAUCCAGGAAAGUGAAAGUAUUCAAGAGCCUCCUUUACAUCAGGACAGACAUGGCAACAUAAAUCAAAGCCAGAUGACAAGAAAGCAGCUUGACAGUCAGCAUCAGUACCUCAGAACAAGGUUCAACCAUAUGGAUGGAGCAGCUGACACUACAGACGGUGGUAAUGAAGAGCAAUAUCCCACCUGGAAUAACUCUCCUGAAACAUCUCCAAGGGAAGCAUGCACAGAUUCAUACAGUGAGUUGGAGAGCAGCUCAAGUAGAAAAUACCAAGGAUGGAAGAAGGUGAAGCUGAUGAACUACUUCCAAUCCAAACCUGAGAGAAUGAAGCUAAUAACAGACGUUUUAAAGUACGAACUCUCCAGAGCUGUCAGUAGGAGUGUUGACUCUAUUUUCAAAAGCAUGCCGCUGCUACAGACAUCGGCCCAUGAUGAGGGGAAUGUAGAGACAGGUAUGUCCAAUCAGAUGCCAGUUUGCAAAGAUAAAGAAAGAUUUUCAUGUCGUGUGAAUGGAGAGGGACAAGUCCCCUGUGUUCAGAAUGAAGCUUUGUCUCUGGUUGUGCAAAAGCCUCAACUGGAAGGAAAUGAAAAGUUCCUCCUCCAGUCCAGAUCAAGCGCUCACCAUCGUCCCAAACCUCCAGUCCCUUUCAGUUAUGACUCUGCUCUGCAUGAAGAAGAGCCGUCAGAGAAGAAUCGCAACGCUGCCCACCAACAUGCCCUAAGAUGCUUGAAAGAGGGAUGCCCUGAAGGUGGUCAAGCAAAGUCUGAUGCACACUGGAGUUUGGUCAAAGUGAGAUCGAAGGUCAAUUCCAGGUCUAUCCGAAGCCCACAGACUCGGACUGUGUCAGUGGAUCCCAUGCUUUUACAAAGCCUCUGUCUCCCUCAUGUCAAGAUUGAGUCAGAUAGCCUGGUGAAGAACAACCUGUACAUGCUGAAUGAAGGCUUGACCACAAAUCAUCUGAAGAAAGCAAAGCUUAUGUUCUUCUACACUCGCUACCCAAGCUCACAGAUACUGAAGAUGUGUUUCCAUGAUGUGCAGUUCACGCGCUGCAUCACCUCUCAGCUCAUCAAGUGGUUCAGUAACUUCAGGGAGUUUUACUACAUCCAGAUGGAGAAGUUUGCCCGACAUGCUCUCAUAGACGGAGCGGCUGACGUGAGAGGUCUGACUGUGGGGAGAGAAUCAGAACUUUUUAGAGCUCUCAACAUGCAUUACAACAAAGCCAAUGACUUCCAGGUUCCUGACAGAUUUCUGGAAGUUGCUGAGAUUACAUUGAGAGAAUUUUACAUAUCCAUUUCAAUGGGCAAAGACCGUGAUCCAUCAUGGAAGAAAGCAAUCUACAAAGUGAUCUGUAAACUGGACAGUGAUGUACCAGCUGAGUUCAAAAAUCAUCACGCUGGAUGAACCAAGCAGAAGACAUCAUGUGCCACAGUGGUCACUAUCACAAUGUGGACUUACUCGUGCCUUGAUUAGCAAAGUUAUUUAUUUUUUAAUGAAGAACAUAAAUUGUAAAAUAAGUAAGCGAAGUACAUGCCUGCACAUCUCCAGUCUCCAUAAAUCAGCAAACUAACAAAGGAAUCAUGAGGUAGUUUGACAUGUGUUUUGCUAUACUGCCACAUUAUAUAGCAAUAACACAUAUUUCUCUCGUGAUUGUGAAACAGUUUUGCCACAAGUCACAAAACACAGAACUCUUUUCAUUUCUUUUGUUUUUUAAAAGCAUUUUUCUUUAAUAAGGACAAAAUAAGAUCCACACCACAUUAGGAAAAAAAAAUUUAAUAUUCAGAAGAGCUCAUCAUUUCCACUCUGGAUGUUUGUACAGGAUACAUGAAAUGGAAAUUACAGGAAUUCUAAAAUUACUUAAUGUAAAUACAAUCUAUUAUUUCACCCAACCGUUACAGCAGCUAAAAUUUUUUUUUUCUUCCAUACUCACCAUGAGGAUCAAUCCAUCCACUUUCAAAAUGCUAUGCUGUGGCUUGCUGUCCAAAUUAAACAUGGUCUUCAUCAGUGUGUUCAGUCACAAUGGAUGAUCCUUGCUUUGUCUUCGGUUGUCGAUAAUCCAGAUGUAAAAUUUCUUGUGUAAAAAUUCUGGUUGUUUUUGCUUCAAAAAUUGUUUGUAAAUGUGAAAUUUUUUAAAAUGUGAAAACAUCUGUUUACAUUGCCACAUAUUAGGCAUGACAGUCACACCCACUGAGGGGGUUUUUGGUUCAUAUGAAUACUGAUAUGAACACUGCACCAGGCAGUUUGUAAUGCAAAUUCAUCAGAAAAUUCAAAUGCAGCAGAGCCAUGCAAUAUACUCUGACUACACUCCAGUGUGCGACAUCACCUUUUCAAUUAUAGUCAGGCCAGUUCUUGUACUUCGUACGAGUGCCAGUGUACAGAGGAAAAAUUAUCGCACAAGCAGUCGUGUCAGAUAUUUUGUACAACGCAAACACAUCAUCUACUUUGUUGUAGAGUUGCAGAGUUUACAUCUGUAAACAAAUUAAGCACUUCAUUUGCACUGUUCCUAGUCUCUUACAUCAAUAUUAAAAUAUGGGUUUUAAUAAUGUGCAUCAGUGAUCAUGUGUCAGAUGAAUGUAGUACAGGGAACAUUUUUUUUAUUUUGACUUGGAGCUUAAAAAUGUACUAAAGCAGUAAUAUUUAAAAAAUGGAAUUCGAAUGAGACAAUAAGUAAAUAAUAUCUUUGUCUUGAAAAGCUAUUGUGGAUUCUGACUUGUCAAUUACGAAACCAAAACCAUUUGGGCCCCGGUGUUCUUCUGACUUUGAUAAGUUUGGUGUCUUUGGUAGUUUAGUGUUCUUGAC
Scatophagus argus is the source of this 3393-nucleotide messenger RNA. RefSeq names its product prospero homeobox protein 2-like. The record is from RefSeq and is a predicted model, not a curated record. NCBI's taxonomy places the organism in Eukaryota, Metazoa, Chordata, Actinopteri, Scatophagidae. Gene Ontology annotation, cellular component: nucleus. The transcript is spliced from 5 exons. Gene Ontology annotation, molecular function: DNA-binding transcription factor activity, RNA polymerase II-specific; RNA polymerase II cis-regulatory region sequence-specific DNA binding. The coding region runs from base 139 to 1998 and encodes 619 amino acids. Gene Ontology annotation, biological process: regulation of transcription by RNA polymerase II.